CCCUAGAAAUAGUAACCUCUGUCGAGGUUUUGUUUACGCUGUGAAAUUACGUGUUUUUUUCAUUUUAUAGGACAAUCGAGAAUUCUAAGUGAAAAAAUUAUAUCAAAGUUGAUGGCGAUUAUUUCAAUUGUAAAUUUUCCUUUGGAUUUGCAUCGAAUCUCGUGUAUGUUUUCACGUAGCUACACCGACGCGAUGAUGCCGCUGGAUUUAAAUAAGCUCAAGAGAAGAACACGCCUGUCGGUCGUCGAGCGAUCUAAGAAGAAAAUAGACAGAUUCGAUGGACUGUCAGAGGAAGAAGUGCAGAAGCACACGUUGGAAGAUUAUUUGGCGAUGAAUCUGGAUAUAGUUGUUGUUGGGAUCAAUCCAAGUUUGAUGGCGGCGCAUCGUGGUAGAUAUUACGCCGGUCCUGGUAAUCACUUUUACAAGCUCCUGCAUGAAUCUGGCCUGACACCAAGAUUUGUCAGCUUCGAAGAAGACUACAAGCUCUUGCAAUACGGUAUUGGCUUGACGAAUAUCGUUACUCGUGCCACCAGGUCAGCGUCGGAUCUCAAGCGAACGGAAAUCAAGGAGGGUGCGAAGGUGGUGGAAGAAAAGCUGACACUGUACAAGCCUAAAAUCGCGGUGUUCAAUGGUAAAUGCAUCUACGAAGUAUUUGCAAAUAUCUCGAGCAAAUCCACAUUUCACUUUGGCUUACAACCCGAACGUAUCGGCGACACCGCGAUUUGGGUGACACCGUCGAGUAGCGCGCGAUGCGCCCAUUUUCCCAGAAUGGUGGACAAGCUACAUUUCUAUACAGGAUUAAAGAAGUAUCUGCAUUUUCUCAAGGGUGAGAUCACCGAUAUAGAUACAAAGGAAUUCCACUUUGAGGGAAAAUGCAAACAGGCUGUGCCCAGUACCUCCAAAAUGUGGCGACGAAAGAAUAUUUCAACUUUCUUGCACGGUGGCAGAGUCGUCAAUAAGAAUACACUUUGCCGAGAUACAUCGGAGGAAGAUAUCGCGGCAAUUCAUACGAUGGAAUUUUUAGAGAUAUUUCAUCACGAAAGGAAUAAUGAAGAUGAUGAUGUAACUGUCAAUAGAGAAGUAUGUACUCAAGAAAAUGUAAAUGAAGUAUCUAAGGAAGCUGUGGAAAAAAUUGAAGAAGAUGAGGAGACAAGAAGGUUUGUAAAUGUUAGUGAUAUCAACGAUGGGGCAAUAUUUCAUGCAUCAGAAAACAAGAAAAUCUCCGAUGUUAAUAGAGGAAAAAAUUGCAAAAAAGUCGCGGUCAAUGGUACAUUCAAUAAGAAAACUAAAGUAGGAAAGUCUAAAAACAACGAUAAAUGUACAUCUUCAAAAUUCAUCCACAGGACUCUGAGAACUCGAAGUAAUUUUACAAGUGAUAACAAAAACGAUUCACUAGAUUUUAUGAGCAUAAUUAAACAGAAAUUAUCGGAAAAAAAUAACAGUGAUACUGUGUCAAUUUCAAGACUGAACGAUACUUAAGAAAAAAAAAAACUUAUAUUUAAUAUAACAAUAAGUAUUAUUGCAUUUUGAAAACUGAUAGUAUUUUAAUGGCAUGCUCUUAUACAAUACGAAUUUCUAUAAAAUCUUUUGUUAUUAAGCUUUUGUUUUACAUGCAGAAACGAAGUAUAUAAAGGACGAAAAAAUUAAUUUCUAAAUUAGUAUUGCAUAGAAUUAAAAAUAAGAUUAAAAAUUAUCAUUACAUCUCGACAUUUAUACUAAGAAAAAAUGUUAACCUAUUGCUCAAGAAUAAUAUGUUUGGGCAUUUUGUGUAUAUGUAUGGAUAUUAUGAUUGAAAAAAUGUGUAUAUACCAAAGAU
Messenger RNA from Dinoponera quadriceps, 1816 nucleotides. RefSeq names its product G/T mismatch-specific thymine DNA glycosylase-like. The transcript has 2 exons. Gene Ontology annotation, molecular function: mismatch base pair DNA N-glycosylase activity. Gene Ontology annotation, cellular component: nucleus. Gene Ontology annotation, biological process: base-excision repair, AP site formation. NCBI's taxonomy places the organism in Eukaryota, Metazoa, Arthropoda, Insecta, Hymenoptera, Formicidae. The record is from RefSeq and is a predicted model, not a curated record. The coding region runs from base 112 to 1479 and encodes 455 amino acids.